Messenger RNA from Equus quagga, 1010 nucleotides. It is a transcript of the gene LGALS3, whose product is annotated as galectin 3. Gene Ontology annotation, cellular component: nucleus; immunological synapse. The transcript is spliced from 6 exons. Gene Ontology annotation, biological process: eosinophil chemotaxis; macrophage chemotaxis; negative regulation of extrinsic apoptotic signaling pathway. Lineage: Eukaryota; Metazoa; Chordata; Mammalia; Perissodactyla; Equidae. Bases 142 to 858 code for a protein of 238 amino acids. The record is from RefSeq and is a predicted model, not a curated record. Gene Ontology annotation, molecular function: carbohydrate binding; laminin binding; IgE binding.
GGGUGCAGGCGGCGGCCCCGCCCCGGGAGAGGCGGGCAGGGCGGGGGUAUUAGAGGCGCGGAGCCGCCGCCCAGUCCUGCACCGAGCGCGUCGCAGGAGCCACCCGGAGCGAGCGAGCCAGCGAGUGCCGGCGCGGGGAAAAUGUCAGACGGUUUUUCGCUUAAAGAUGCCUUAUCUGGGUCUGGAAACCCAAACCCUCAAGGAUGGCCUGGUCCCUGGGGAAACCAGCCUGCUGGGGCAGGGGGCUACCCAGGGUCCGCCUAUCCCGGCGCCUACCCUGGACAGGCACACCCUGGCGCCUACCCUGGCUCAACCCCUGCUUAUCCUGGACCAAAUGCAUCAGGAGGCUACCCUAGUGGGCCUGGUGCCUACCCAUCUCCUGGACAGCCAGGUGCUCCUGGAGCCUACCCUGCUGCCGGGCCCUAUGGCGUCCCUGCUGGACCACUGACUGUGCCUUAUGACCUGCCUUUGCCUGGAGGAGUCACGCCUCGCAUGCUGAUAACAAUUCUGGGCACAGUGAAGCCCAAUGCAAACAGGUUUGCUUUAAAUUUCAACAGAGGGCAUGAUGUUGCCUUCCACUUUAACCCGCGCUUCAACGAGAACAACAGGAGAGUCAUUGUUUGCAAUACAAAGCAGGAUAAUGUCUGGGGAAGGGAAGAAAGACAGGCGGUUUUCCCAUUUGAAAGUGGUAAACCAUUCAAAAUACAAGUGCUGGUUGAAGCUGACCACUUCAAGGUUGCGGUCAAUGAUGCUCACUUGUUGCAGUACAAUCAUCGGAUGAGAAAUCUCAGAGAAAUCAACACACUGGGCAUUUCUGGUGACAUAAAUCUCACCAGUGCUUCGCACACUAUGAUAUAAUCUUAAAGGGGCAGAUGCUUUUUAAAAAAAGGAAAUUGAAUGUAAACUUUACACAUUUAAAGGGUUCAUGUUGACUAGGAGUGAAAAGUUUUACCUUUAUUCAUCGAUGUCCUUCUUGUAAAUCAUCCAUUGAAUAAAUACUCUAAGAGUUA